AUGGAAAAUGUAGGCGACGACAACCAGGCGUCAGAUGAAGGGGCUGCCAAGCCCGCGACCCCAACGACCCAGACCUUCUCGACUACGAUGUCCGAGAUUGAUCAAGACGUGGAGAUGGACGAGUCCUCAUAUUACAAAGUAGGGAUCGAAGACUGGAGCGGCAUGCCGAUGUACACAGCCUUCCCAGACCAAGUAGUCCCCGGGACGGCCGACGAUGCAGAUGAGAAAGAGCACGCUGUACACAGUGAAGACAUGACGCGAAUCUAUCUCAGCGAUGAACUAGAAGAAAAAGCCCCUGUUGACCCUCUCUUGCUGGCUCAAGUCGAAAGGGAACAAUUUGCAGCCGCGAACGGAACUCCCAGCCGACGCCGAGGCCAAGUCGAGGCCACUUUUGAAAAUGUUGAAGGGGGGGAAGAGAUUGAUGCGGCACAGGAGCCUGAAAGUGAGCACGACCCAUCAAGUCCUUCCCCGCAAAAGCUGUCGAUAUCCGUGAAAGAGGAACCAAGUCAUCAUCAAUUUGCCCCAGGUGAUGAUGACUGGAUCCGGCAACCUCCUUGGAACAGACUCGAAAUCGUAGAUGCCUACAUGAUUGGCAGUCCCCAAGUCAAUCAGUCGGAACAAGACGCGGAGGGCGGCGGCCCAACUCCGGUCGAAAAUGAAUCCGCCGGGCAAGAACUCGUCGCUGUUGACGCUGGAAACGGUAUGGACGUUUGUAUGGUGCCAGAGACUCUCACAGGUAAUCAGCGAUCUGCGGUCGAGGCUGAGCUGGAAGACGUGCAACAGGCCAAGCGUCAGCGAGACCUCCAAAAACAGCCACGGCGGAUGACGCUCCGGAGUGAAGCAGAACGAAGAGCUCCGAAACGACUCGAAGAUUACCAUGUUGAGCCCCACUUCAGCACCAAGUGA
Phytophthora sojae is the source of this 906-nucleotide messenger RNA. RefSeq lists its product as hypothetical. Bases 1 to 906 code for a protein of 301 amino acids. NCBI's taxonomy places the organism in Eukaryota, Oomycota, Peronosporomycetes, Peronosporales, Peronosporaceae. The record is from RefSeq and is a predicted model, not a curated record. The transcript is spliced from 4 exons.